UUCGUUCCUCUUACCUUUUUUGGGUUCCUGGUGAAAUUCGAAGCCGGAAAUGGGUCUGCCGAGUGCCGACGCGGCGAAGGGAUUAAGGAGCACGUCAGGUUAGGGUUUUUAACCUCUAGGGUGUUAGUGCCUCAUUAGGAAAUGGUGAAAAACCUUGACACUCAGUUCGUUUUCGGUGUUCUGUUCUGGGUCGCCUGACGCUGUCACUGAUGCGGUUAUCGAAGUUGAAAAUUAGAAUAACAUUGAUCAGCACCAUUAUCUAGAGUUUCUUGAUGAUGGGGGAGAUGGAUGAUGAUUUUGGCGAUCUCUACUCAGACGUAGAGAUUCAACUAAGUGAUGCCGUUAAUGCAAUCUCGGGCUUCAAUCAGGUGUACAUAGAACAUGAUAAUAAGAAGGAGAGUAGUAGUGUCGAUGGUCGUCUAGCCUUCGAAUUGAGGUCGAAGAAAGAUAAUUCGAUGCUGUGCAGUGAGGAGGAGGGGGAAAACAAGGGGGACCGGAUUCCGAGUGGGAAUGAAGCGGGAACACCGGAUUUAGAAGCCGAUGGUGAUGAAGAACUUAUUGUGGAUGAUGGAAGUGACAGCGAGAAUGAUUUGCAUAUAGUUUUGAACGAGGAUGACUGUGGUAUGCCAUUUGUUCCACGCGAAGCAAUAACGGAUAAUCGGGGAGUUUCGGAGGGAAGUGACGAGAAGGAUGACGACUUCGUGGUUGCUAACGAUGCUAAUCGUUCAAGCAAUGAUGGAACAUUGUUGGAUCAGCCACCAUCGUCGUGUGAUGGAUUGGAGCAGGCUGAUUUGUGUUCUUGUGCUGAAAAAGGAAAUGGGAAGAAGUGUUAUCAGCUUUCGCAGUAUUCCCAAUACAAGUAUAUACGACCAAUUAAUUUGGAAGUUGGUGGAUCUGGAGCAACAGUUUCCCUGUCUUCUCCUUUAUCGGGCAAGGGUGAUUGUGAUGCAGAUGGGUGCAAUCGGCAGAUGGUGUCAAGAAUGCCCCACACUGCCUCAUCUUCUACUACAAUCAUUCCUUCUGUUGCUCAACAAGGAUAUUGUUUCUCCCUUCCCCGCUAUAGGACAAUAUUUGACAUAGAUAUUGAUAUAUUGGAAUGGAAGCCCUGGAGACAUCUUGGAGCAAAUAGAACUGAUUUUUUCAAUUUUGGCCUGGAUGAGGAAAGCUGGAAGAAGUAUCGCAACCACAUGGCUUUCAGGGCUGAAUUUCAGCAUGAGACAAUAGCUCCAGAGGCUGUUGCUGGGGGAAGUUGUCAAGUUGUUGAGGCUACGGAAGUUCCUGUCUCCUUAGAAAAUGCUGAUAGAGGAGGGAAGCGACUGGAAGUACCGAAAGGAAGAGCUAUUCAGGUUGAAGGUGGUAUUGGUGACCGACAAUCAUCCAUGGAUGUGAGACGCCCCCGGAAUCGGGAUUCUGAUGUUGUGAUACAGAUUUCUGUUCAUGAUUCCUUGGGGGAUUCCACUGGUUCAAGCAAGCAAGAAGGCCAUGUAGAUGAUGUUGUACUGGAAAAAUCCGAGAGGAGAGAAUCUGGGACGGAUGAUAACAGCAACAUGCAUGAUUCUGGUGGUGUGCACGAGGAUGCCCGGUCUAUGGAGUCUGUGGAUGAGUUGAGCAAAAGAUUUAGUGUUUCCCAUGCUAAAGACAGUAAAACAUGCCAUCUGACAAGGUGCUCUCAACCAACAGCUAUGCCUAAUGCAUUGACUCGGGAUCCUGAUGGUCAAGUGGAUGAACACAAAUGUGACGUAGAUAGGCAUUAUCAUCAGAAGGCAAAGGAGCAUGCUUUUAAGGAUGAAAAAGUGACAGUAGAACAAACCACAGAAGUGGUUGUUGACAAGAUACCUUUGAAAGAAGAACCACAAAUAUUGGAAGCAGUAUCAUCACUUUGCUAUCAGAUUCAGGGCUGUGCAAGUUCAUCUUAUGUUGAAGGUCAUUCUAAAGCAUCCAAUGUUGGGAUGGAUAUUGAUAUGGACAGAAAUAUGAAGCCUUCAAAAAGGCCAUCAUCAAAUUCUGUCACUGAAUUAAAGGAGUCUGUGAGAUCUGACAGUUUUGACUCUGAAAGCAAUGGUAGCGAGUUGGAAUUAGGUGAAUGGAAAUAUGGUUCUGAAGUCCAAAGUCCCAACCAUGUGAAGCAGAACUGCUACAGUCGAAUGCGUUCGUGCCAUGCCAGCGAGUUGGAAUUAGGUGAAUGCAAAUAUGGUUCUGAAGUUCAAAGCCCCAACCAUGUGGAGCAGAACUGUGACAGUCAAAUGCAGCUGUGCAAUGUGGCUGAACUGAAGAAUCACAGAGAUGAUGAUGAGACUGUUCUAAUAUCUUAUAGAAAGGACCGGUGUGGUGGUGAUCGCUUAAAGGUUAGCCAUGGAACACAUAAAGGAAUGAGGCGUAAUAAUGGUGUCUAUGAUGGAAAACAUUUGUCAUAUUAUAGAGGAAUUGAAGUACCAACCAGUCAUCGCAGUGAUAGGACUGUGGACAGGCAGUCGAGAAAUGUCAGCACUGAAAAUUUUCAUGGGAUUCCUCGGCUCUUUGAAGAUGAUAUGGAUCCAUUUCUAAAGCACACAAGUGAAAAGAAUUCUGCAGUGGACAGAAAAAGAAAAGAUUAUCUUCAUGAAAGAGCGCAUGUAAAUGACAGAAUAAAUUCUAUUUCUUACAAGGAAACCCGGUCACUGUCGGGGGAUUCCUCUCUUAACACAAAGAAGGAAAUGAAUCCUUGGCAAAGAAGGAAUUGGGAUGAUGAAUCACGAUUCAGAAAUAGAACUCCUGAUGAAGAGUUGGAACAUAGAUGCAUAGAGGAACCUCGAGAAAAAUAUGGAAGACAUGUACCAUACAAUGGCAGAGAACCAUUCAAAGAGAAGUAUGAUAGAUAUAUACCAUACGUUGAAAGAGAAAUAGAAAGGUCUGGUACAAGAAACAGGUAUUGCCGGAGUCCCUGCCUAGAUUUGGAUUCUGAAUGGAGCUCUUCUGGAUAUGAUGAUGAAUUCUGGAGACAUCCUAAUCAUCGGUGUUCCUCAGUUGAUACUUGCAGAGAAUUUCAAAUUGUAAAAGAAAGACGGUGGCAGUAUAUCGCUUCACCAAGAAACGAUGCUGGUGAUUCUAGGAGAUUUGAUGAAAGAUACUUUGAUCACUGGCGACAAACACGGAGUGAGAAACUCAGGGUCAGGGACAGUCGUUGGAUUGAUCCUUUGUGUAAGUAUGACUGUGAUGCUAAAGAUAGGUCCAUUUAUCCUGAUGCUGAUAUUUGUAAGGAGAGAAGACAAUCUAGUCGGAGAUCUGAAGCAUUCCAUUGGGAUGAAAACAUACGUUCUAGGUAUCGAAAUCAAGAUGAUAUGUAUGCCGAGGAGGCACCUUUUUCAUUUGAAAAAAAUAAAAGGCAUGAAUUUAUUCAUGUUGAGCGUGAACAAGCAGUCCUUACGAGCAAGCAUCAGGAUUUGGGUCCUAAUGAGCAGGGUGGAAGAAAAAUUAUAAGAGAAGAGAGAAUAUCGGAAUUCAGUAGCCACAGUAAUUCUGGAAGUGAUAUUAUUUAUAGGGGUAAGCAAGAGCAAGCAGUCCUUAGGAGCAGUGAUUCAGCUUUGGGUGUUUGGGAAGGAAAGUUCUCUGGAAGAUUGUCCAAAGCUGGGGAUGCUAGAUGCAGUGGUGGGCAGAGACACAUGGACCGGAUGAUUGAUAAUGAGCAGAUGAUCUUCAGGCAUUCUGAUGAGUCACAUAUAAGGAAGACAGUCCUACCCAACAGAUCAAAAGUUGCAAGUCAUAGCAGCAGCUCAAAGAUUGAAAUAAGCCAUUGCUAUUUGAAGCCUUCUACCAAUGGUGAGAAAUGGAUUGACAAGGAUCCAGAUACACAGUACCAUGAAGCUUCUGACCUUGAGGAGGGUCAACUAGCAGAAGAACCUGAGAAGAAAGAGAUAGGUGCCGUUGAACAGAAAAACAUGUCUGGCAGUACAACAGGAAUUGAUGUGAAGGGAUGGAGCGUGAAAACUGAAGAUGUUGGAAAUAAGGAAAAGGGUUUUGUGGUGUAUGACAAUCGUCGAAUUCUUGAGUCACUUGCGAAAAUGGAGAAGCGAAGGGAGCGUUUUAAGGAGCCGAUCCUUCCAAAGGACCUUGGUAUGAACUCUAAGCUCGAACCUGUGCCAACUGUGGAAACAGCAGCAAUUAAGCAGCAAAGGCCACAGCGGAAGAGGCGCUGGACUGGGACUUAAGGUGCUCAAGAAUCUAGUUGCAGUCAGAUUUUUUACAAGAGUCUGGGUUUGUGUUCAUCUUGAUUGUCUAAUUGGUUCCUUUUUUUUGUAAGCAUUACAGCAUUGUUACAGCAAGCAUGAUUUGUGAGGCAAGACUUUACUGUUACAAGAUUCAUUUAGGUCUGUGUGAUUAAUAAGUCGCAACCAGUUAAGUUCCUUGGUGAAAUUUUUAAUCUAAUAAGACCUUUCUACCCAAUUUA
Molecule: messenger RNA, 4423 nt
Organism: Macadamia integrifolia
Lineage: Eukaryota; Viridiplantae; Streptophyta; Magnoliopsida; Proteales; Proteaceae
Exons: 8
Coding region: 273-4184 (1303 amino acids)
Biological process (GO): mRNA processing
Source: RefSeq, a predicted model, not a curated record